GCUGUAACGUAGAUAAUUCACCGGAAACUCGUCUAACAAACACAAAAGACUACAUCGCUGAGUGGUAGCCAUUAGCAUUGAGGAAAUCCAGACGACACGCAGUGGAAAUAUUUCUAACAAAACGGGCUGUCUGCGGUGCUUCCUCUAUAGAAAGAGUCCCAUUUGAGCUGUUUGUAAAAUGGGCAGGAGCAGGAGCCGAAGUCCACCGAGACGAGAGAGAAGACGUUCCCGCUCAACGUCCCGGGACCGCGAGCGAAGGCGAAGGGAGAGGGAGCGAUCUCGUUCCCGAGAUCGGGACAGAGAGAGGCGCAGAAGCCGUUCGCGGUCUCCUCACAGGAGGCGUUCAAGGUCUCCGGGUCGACGUAAUCGCUCCUCCUCCCUCUCUCCGACGAGACAAAAAGAUAAAGAUGCCAAGGAAAAGGCAGCAAAGUCCAUUCAGAUUUCAGAGGAGGACAUGCAGGGGAAAACAGAGGAGGAAAUUGAGAUGAUGAAACAGAUGGGAUUUGGUUCCUUCGAUACAACUAAGGGGAAGAAAACAGAUGGAUCAGUGAAUGCAUAUGCUAUCAAUGUGUCCAUGAAGAGAAAAUACAGGCAGUAUAUGAACAGAAAAGGUGGAUUCAACAGACCACUGGACUUCAUCGCCUGAAAGCAUCAGCAGCUCAGUGCAACAACCAAGACGAAGCGUACCUCUGUCCUCCCCUCACAGUGGCUGAGAUUUGUGCUGUAACCUAUUAUUUCUCACUUUGCGUGGCGCAACAAUUCUCUACAAGCCUUUUCACCAGUAAACACAUAUGUAAAUAAUAGUGCUGAGCUGAGUAGCAAGAAGACACAAUGUACGGAGCUUUAUUUUGUUGAAGUGUUUGUUCUAUUUGAAAUAAAAGCGUUUUAAGGUGUUGCA
Messenger RNA from Paralichthys olivaceus (Japanese flounder), 898 nucleotides. It is a transcript of the gene snrnp27, whose product is annotated as small nuclear ribonucleoprotein 27 (U4/U6.U5). Gene Ontology annotation, cellular component: precatalytic spliceosome. Gene Ontology annotation, biological process: RNA splicing. NCBI's taxonomy places the organism in Eukaryota, Metazoa, Chordata, Actinopteri, Pleuronectiformes, Paralichthyidae. The record is from RefSeq and is a predicted model, not a curated record.